Messenger RNA from Stereum hirsutum FP-91666 SS1, 1455 nucleotides. Its product is annotated as FAD/NAD-P-binding domain-containing protein. The transcript has 7 exons. NCBI's taxonomy places the organism in Eukaryota, Fungi, Basidiomycota, Agaricomycetes, Russulales, Stereaceae. The coding region runs from base 1 to 1389 and encodes 462 amino acids. Gene Ontology annotation, molecular function: FAD binding. The record is from RefSeq and is a predicted model, not a curated record. Gene Ontology annotation, biological process: secondary metabolite biosynthetic process.
AUGCGAGUGGCGAUAUGGUAUGUCAACUGGCUCGAUGUAUGUCAUCCGGAUUUAACAAAGCACAAUAGUGGUGGCGGCCUUGGCGGCCUUACUCUGGCGAUAACUGUCGGCAGGUAUUCGAGCAUACCGAUUGAUAUCUACGAAGCGACCGACGACAUAGGAACAGUCGGUGCUGGACUCGCCAUAUUCAGGAGGACAUGGACUGUUUUCCAGCAGAUUGGGAUAGAUAUAGAGAUGGAGAAAAGAGGUUAUAUUUCGGCUUGUAGUUCCAUGUACGUGUCAUACACCAGCCACCUCUUAUCCAACGACUCAUGUGUUCUUAUCGUCGUAGAUGGUUAUGUCGGCCUCACUCGCAAUGACCUCGUCGACAUGCUGAAGGCGCUUCUUCCCUCUACCUGCACGAUCCACACAGGCAAGCGCCUAAUCUCCUAUACAACCUCUGAUGACAUUGUCAAGCUCGUAUUCUCCGAUGGAACGUCGGCGAAUGCGAACAUCCUUGUUGGCGCAGACGGGAUUAGAUCAACCGUCCGAGCCCAGAUGUUUUCAUACCUUAAGGAGAGACAAAGCCUCCCGAAGUACCUGGAGCAUGACGACGAAUAUCGCAGGACUGUAAAUCCAAGGUGGACUGGGACCCAAAUAUAUCGAGCAUUAAUACCUGUGGAGAGAUUGAAGAAUAUCUUUCCUGACCAUCCUGUAUUGACGUCGACAGCGGGAGCUUUUCUAACGCGAAACAUAAUCUCUAGUUCAGCGCAUAUCAUGGCCUUUCCAAUCGCACGCGGAGACCUUGUGAACUUUCUAGGGUUUGUAUCCCGACCCGUGGAGGAGGGCGUCGCACUCGAUCGUAAAUGGACAGCGGAAGCGACAAAGCAAGAGGUUCAGGGUUAUUUCGAAGGCUGGGAGCCUGCGGUACAAAGUCUGUUAGCGUGCCUGGACCCCGUCUUAUCUCGCUGGGACUUGCAUGUCAUGGGAAAGCUCCCACUCUGCGUGGACGGUCGAGUGGCAUUGAUAGGAGAUGCGGUACAUGCGAUGAGCACUAAUAUAGCUGCUGGUGCGGGACAAGCAAUGGAGGAUGCAUAUAUCCUAGGUCGCCUUUUGGCACAUAGCCAGAUGACACUAGAGACUGUGUCUGUGGCGUUCGAAGCAUAUCAAGCAAAGCGCCUUCCGUUCGUGAACCAGAUCAUUGAGAACGCGAACGAGGUCGGCCUCAUGUAUGAAUUCAAUGGACCGAUAUACAACGGAGAGGAGCGACGUGACAAGGAGAAGAUGGAUGAAUGGGCCGCCAGGAUCUACAGUAUGUGGGAGUUCCAAUGGGUUGGAAGCCCCGAAGAGGACUGGGAGGAGGUAAAGGGAGAGUUCGAGCGCCAUAUCUCCCAGAUGAGCAUGAAGUAAGACUAGUGGUCAUAAUGUUCAUGCUCUCGCUUUUCCCAGUAAAGCAUCAAAUAGAUGAUUAGCUAU